AUGUCUAACGGAGCAGAGCCGGGCAAAGGUAGCCAUAACUAUCGCCUCCCGUACACAUCAGCGCAUGAUAGGCAUAUCCAGAACAUCAUUGACCAUACCACUACUCUUUUCCCGGACUACGACUAUCAAUUUUCACGAUUUCAGCUUCCUAGUAGCACUAAUGAAAGCGACAUAGAACCUGAAGGAGAUCAAGACUUAGAUGAUUUUGAUCGCACUCUACUCGGUCGAUUGCAUAGGCCUGCCCAUCUUCAUCAGUCGGAACAUCGUGAUCAACGCAUAUCACUACCCCUUACCAAUACCCCUAAUCAAGCAAGACGUGUUAUAGGAGAUGCAAGCCAUCAUUUUAGGGCAUUCGCGACGCGUGAUCCAGGCCACCAGUCGCCGUUUUCAAGUAUUGCAGCUCAUAUAGAGAAAAUCAAACCGAGUCCAAGCUCCCAGUCAAUAUUUGAGCGUGGCGGUGGAUCGGGCAGAAUAGGAGAAUUACAACCUGGAGUGCAAAUGAUGACACCUCCUUUCUACACCGCUCCAAACUCAAAUGCAGCGUUCGAAAGCUCGCUCACCAGCAGCUCCCCUACAAUUAUUGGCGGGUCUAGUCCUUCUAUGCGCCUGAGCCUUAAACAAAAGGCUAAAGGAGCUAAUAGUCCUCUUAUAUCCCAUAAAAGAGCAAGUCGGUUAGAUUUAAACCUCAACCAUGCUCCGGAUGAGCCGCCUAUCGUGAAUUCCACUCGCCUAAUCGAUCCAAGGCAGGCACUGCCUGACAAGUUCCGGGCUGUUUUCCCUUACGAGCUCUUUAACGUUGUCCAAUCUAGAUGUUUCCCACUCGUAUACGGCACAAACGAUAAUGUUGUCGUCUCGGCUCCGACGGGUUCUGGCAAGACAGCUAUUCUGGAAAUGGCUAUCUGCAAGCUUGUAAUGAGCCCGGGUAGUGAGAAUUACAAAAUCGUCUAUCAAGCGCCAACAAAGUCCUUAUGUUCAGAGCGAGCGAAAGACUGGCAAAACAAAUUUAGUCAUAUGAAUCUAGGAUGUAUCGAACUUACCGGCGAUACUUCGCAAACAAAGGCGAGUCGAGUAGGCAGUGCAUCAAUUAUCGUCACUACCCCUGAGAAGUGGGAUUCUAUAACCAGAAAGUGGUCAGAUCAUCGGAAACUACUGGAGAUGGUCCGUCUAGUCCUAAUUGACGAAGUACAUAUCCUAAAAGACGUUCGCGGCGCCACAUUAGAAGCUGUUGUUUCUCGUAUGAAAACUAUUGGGGCAAAUAUCCGAUUUAUUGCUUUAAGUGCUACCGUCCCAAACAUCGAAGACAUUGCGAAGUGGCUCGGACGAGACCAUUCGAAUCAACAUGACGCAGCCCGGACUGAGGCAUUUGGUGAGGAACUACGGCCAGUCAAACUACAGCGAUAUGUGUACGGAUACGAAGGUUGCUCGAAUGAUUUUUCAUUCGAAAAGUCUCUCGACGGGAAGCUGGCCAUGCUACUUGGAAAGCAUUCAGAGAAGAAGCCAAUCAUGAUAUUCUGCUUUACCCGAAAGUCGUGCGAGCUAACCGCUCGGAAGCUAGCUGAAUGGUGGUCAACCUGCAGCGUAGAAGACCGAGCUUGGCCAGCACCGACAAGACGAGUCUCAGUGACAAGCGCAGAGCUCCAGGAGAUCGCACGAUAUGGUGUGGCUUUUCACCACGCGGGUCUCGACACACAGGAUAGAUUAGCAGUAGCACAGAACUUCCUCGAUGGCCAGAUUCAUGUUAUCUGUUGCACAUCGACUUUAGCAGUUGGAGUGAACCUUCCUUGUCAUACCGUGGUUCUAAAGGGGACAGUUGCGUACUCCGACAACAAGCUUCAAGAAUAUUCAAACCUGGAGGUUAUGCAAAUGCUUGGUCGUGCUGGCCGACCACAAUUUGACGAUAGCGCUGUUGCCAUUAUUAUGACUCGUACAGCAAACGUUGAUCGAUAUAAAAGCAUGAUAUCUGGGGACGAGACUUUAGAAAGCACGCUUCAUCGAAACCUGGUCGAACAUCUCAACUCCGAAAUCAGCUUGGGCACGAUACAAGACGUCCAGACUGCGAAGAAAUGGAUUGGGGGAACGUUCCUCAGUGUACGAGUACGUCAAUCUCCAUCGCUCUAUCACCUUGAAGAUGUCCGCAAUGCCGAAGACGCCGACAAGAGAAUGGAAGAAUGGUGCGAGCGCGAUCUCAAGCUACUACAGCAAAACGGGCUAGUUACUGGGCAAGCGCCAUUUCGGUGUACAGAAUAUGGACACGCUAUGUCAAGGUACAUGGUCAACUUCGAGACUAUGAAGGAGCUCCUAUCAAUUCCUCGGGGUGCGGCACUUCAAGAGACACUCGCUACGCUCUGCAAGGCUAUGGAGUUCAAAGACUUCCGAUUUAAGCCUGACGAGCGCGCUGUAUUCAGAGACCUGAAUAAAUCCCCUUUCAUCCUCCAUCCAAUCAAGGAGACUUUGACGCAGACCUGGCAUAAAAUAUUCGUCAUGAUCCAGGUCCACCUUAGGGGUGUGGAGCUGCCAAACGAAAAGGGGAUUGGCCUUCUCAAGCAGAGAAUUGCAAUGGACAAAGUUGCUAUAUUCGAUCGAAUGAAUCGCCUAGUACGUUGCUUUGUAGAUUGUCGCGCAUUUGAUGGUGAUGGGUUGGGUACAAAGAUCGGUCUUGAACUCGCCCGUGCCCUCGCUGCAAAUUCGUGGGAGAAUAAACCAUCACAGCUUUCUCAAAUCCCAGGGUCUGGUCCUGUAAUGGUUCGGAAAUGGGUCAGUCAUGGAGUCCAUACAGUACUAGGACUCGCCGACAGGGACUUCGGCGAGAUCGAGCGUAUUUCAAGCAGGAACCCUCCGUACGGGGUGAGGCUGUUGAAGACUCUGGAAAACUUUCCCCGCCUGGCCAUGGGAGCUAACCUCAUCACUGGCACUGCACACUCGUCGCAACUGGAACACAAUGUGACAGUAACAGUGAAAGUUAACCUCCGCUAUUGCAAUACGAAGGGUGUACCGAAGUGGAACGAUAAAAUACCAGCGGUGACAUUCAUGGCUUCGACAACAGAUGGUAAUCUUGCGUACCUUUGGCGAGGGAGCCUGAAUAAAAUCAACAGGGCUACCGGCCUGGAUCUGAGAUUCCCUGUGGCGAUUGGCGGUUCAGAUCAAAAGAUAUCUUGUUACUUCAGCUGCGAAGAGAUUGUUGGAACCCAAGUCACCAAAACACUAGAGCCUAAUAUACCCGAAUCAGCAUUCAGAAAUAGAAAGGCCCAACCGGUACAGCGUCAGACAGCUACCAUAGAAUCUUCAGAAGAUGAUAUGGACUAUGGAGACCUUCCCGAUGAAGACAUGUUGAAUGCUGCUUUGACCUCAAUGGACCAGAAUGGCGAGGCAGAGUCACAAGAUUUCUCGGGUCCGCUGGAUGAUACUGAAGAUUUCCCACUUAUUGACAAUGUGCUAACCCAAGAGAAGAGCCAUCUGGUCUCCGAACCUGCUAAGAUGGAAAACGGAAGAUGGAUGUGUAACCACCCUUGUCGUAACGGCCGUCCCACCGGCGCGGGAAAGCCUUGUAAUCACAGAUGCUGCCACGAGGGGGUGGAUAAACCUCGACCGCCACCACGAGAUAAGAAGAAGGACAAAGGUGCUGCGGGAGAUGAUACAGUUAAAGGCGACCCUGCCAAAGUCCCAGAAAAGCAUUCAGAAGUCCUCCAAGCCAACAAGAACGACAAUACCGGCAGAACCAACGGGAAACGAUUAGUAGGACCUAUGCCUGCUACUCUUUCUGAAUCCUAUGACGUAGGUGCUAAGCAAACGGCUGACACAAGCUUCCCGAAAACUACUCUACCUAACACGAAGAGAAAGCGCUCAGCAAAAGAUGGUAAAGGGAUGAGACUCGCUAAGAAAAAAAGCAAGGCUAUGGAUCAUAGCGUAAACAUGGAUGUAUCGGAUAUUGAGUGCAUCGACCUCUCUACAAUUCGGAGCAAUUAUGAGACUAAUUGCUCCCCUCCGAAUUUAUCGCUCCCCCACGGGAUGGGUCAAAAAGCUACCAAUUCACUCUCAACCAUGAACACUUCGAAAACCCGCUCCACGCUUGUUCCAUCCCAAGAACCCUUGGAUAAGAUGAUGGAGUCUUCUGAUAAAGCGAAUGCGGCCUGGGGUGGAAGCGAAGAUUAUAUGCAGUAUGAUAGCGACAUGUUUGACGAUGAAUUUCCUGAUCUUCAAAGGAUUAUCACAUCUAAGUUGUCGAAGAAUGACGGAAAAUCUCAAACAACAUUGAAGAGAGAUGAAACCCUAUAUCCUGGCAAUGUUCAAGUCCUGAAAGAAAGCAUAGAUCAUGGUUAG
Daldinia loculata is the source of this 4317-nucleotide messenger RNA. RefSeq names its product P-loop containing nucleoside triphosphate hydrolase protein. Lineage: Eukaryota; Fungi; Ascomycota; Sordariomycetes; Xylariales; Hypoxylaceae. The record is from RefSeq and is a predicted model, not a curated record. Gene Ontology annotation, molecular function: nucleic acid binding; ATP binding. The coding region runs from base 1 to 4317 and encodes 1438 amino acids. The transcript has 4 exons.